UUGAUCAAAUAAAUGCAGCCUUUCUGAGCAGAGAAGACCUUUGACCCCAAACAUUGGACCGCUAGUGUCCCCUCUCAUCAUGAGCGUCUCCUCUGGAUAUCAUCUGGACGUUUCGGCUGUGUUUUCUCCCAGAGGUGUGGCCCGUGUGUGUCAGCUGACACUGGGCUGCACGAUCGUCUCAUUAGUGAUCCACGGCGCUGGUUACAGCGCCACCUAUGGGACCUUCUGCAUGGCGGUCUGGACGAGCUGCUUCGCCCUCAGUGCGGUGGUGCUGAUGCUGGAGGUGACCCGUCUGCAGACGAGUCUCCCGGUGUCCUGGGAGAACCUGACGGUGACGUUAGCAUCUCUCGCCACACUGCUGCUGCUCACAGCAUCUGUCGCAUAUCCUGCAUUCUUCGUGCGCGCUAACGACUGUCCAUACAACAACUGCGAGGUCAGAAACUUCCGGAUUGCUGUGAGCGUGUGCUCGUGGGUGGCAUGUAUUGCGUAUGGGACAGAGGUGUUCCUGUCACGAGCCAAAGCGGGACGCAGCGGGAGCUACAUGGCGACGACACCUGGCAUCCUGAAGGUGGCGCAGAUCUUCGUAGGAUGCGUUAUUUUCGCGUUGCUCACCGACAGGACAGAUUUCAAAUGGCAUGCAGCGACGCUGUACUGCGCAGCGGUGUUCGGCGUGUGUUUGUCCGGGACCGUCCUGCUGGUGGCGCUGGUGGUGUCCGGGCGGAGCGCAGCGAUACGGAUGCUCCGGAUGCCGUUCGAGCGGCUCGCUGUGAUCUACACGUUCGCCGCGGUGCUGCUGUAUGUGAGCGCUGCGGUGCUUUGGCCCGUCUUCUGCUUCGACAGGAAGUACGGCGCCCCGCUGCGGCCGCAGGGCUGCCCGAGGGGCAAGUGCUCAUGGGAUGUGAAACUCGCCGUCGCUGUGAUGAGCUUCGUAAACCUCGCGCUUUACAUCGCAGACCUGGUCUGUUCCCACAGGAGCCGUCCAGCGGCGCAGCCAUCCCGGGUCUGAGCAUCAUGACACUGACGAUGAAACUGCCGGAUUACUGUAUACAUGAUAACAACAUGGAACAUCAAGUCGUGGUACAACAUUUCUGUGCAACUAAAUAAAAACAACUGCCAGUAAAGUGUGUUGUUAUAAACUCGCAUUUCUGAUAAAAAUGUCCAAAU
Carassius gibelio (silver crucian carp) is the source of this 1164-nucleotide messenger RNA. RefSeq names its product myeloid-associated differentiation marker-like protein 2. Gene Ontology annotation, cellular component: membrane. NCBI's taxonomy places the organism in Eukaryota, Metazoa, Chordata, Actinopteri, Cypriniformes, Cyprinidae. The coding region runs from base 80 to 1006 and encodes 308 amino acids. The transcript has a single exon. The record is from RefSeq and is a predicted model, not a curated record.